ACACCGAAGCAACGAGUGUUUUCUUCAGUCCCGGAGCUGAGAGACAGUCAGGCCGCCGUGAACCCCUCCGAGGCCGGAUGGUCAAAUCCAACCUCCAGCGGAUACUCAACAGUCAUUGUUUCGCCCGUGAAAAAGAAGGAAAACCUCAGUGUCAAAGCCAAAUGGAUGCUUUAAAUUGUAAUAAUCUUUCUGACAUGAUUAGCAAUCUGUCUCUGAGCUGUAGUAGUACUCCUGGUCCUGGGCCUCUGUGGUGUUCCGAUGCCCCUCUCCCACCCCUGAAGAUCCCAGGUGGGCGAGGGAAUGGCACACGGGAUCACUCUCCCUCAGCUCGGCCACUCUACACGGACAGGAAGUUAAGUGUGAUCGAACGUCCUGCUGGAGGUGGUCGCCCGGCGACGCUGCACUUCCUCAGCCGGCCCACUGUCUCUCGCGUGAUUAGCUGGGAGGCGGUUGUCCGCGGCGAAGCCCUUUACAUCGAGAUUCCUCGCGAGCCACUUCCAGAGGGCAGCAAGGAGAGCUUUGCAUCUCUGCUGGAGUUUGCUGAAGAACAUUUAAAGGUCACCAGCGUGUUUGUUUGCUUUUACAAGAACAGAGACGAUCGUGCUAAGUUGGUGCGUACGUUUAGUUUCCUGGGCUUUGAGGUUGUGAGUCCGGGCCGUUCCCCUGUCCCUCCUCGACCUGACGUCUUCUUCAUGGCCUACAACUUCGAUAGAGACUCAUCCGAUGAAGAUUAGACUCCUCCUUUCCAACCCUUAUACAAAUCACAUCUUUUCUCAUUUCGUUUCUGCUGUCCUUCACUUGUUCACAUCUCUGCUUUUGUUAUUGUAAUGGAGCCGAUUUAUUCAUGUAACGCAGGCUGACAUUAUUCCUUUCUCUCCUUCAUUUAUCAUUCCUCCAUCUUGAGCCUUUUUUUAGUUUUGGUCUAUAUUAUAAUCUUGUAUAAGAGGAAAUCAUUAGUAUGUUGUAAUUCUCACAGCUAUAAAUUCUGUCUAUUUGCUUUAUUUUGAAUGUACAUCAAAAAGGUCAUUCAGUUUACACUGUUUAUAGGUACUGUUCAACGCUGAAUUUUGAUUGGCUUUAAGGUUUAAAGUGUGUUUAAAAAUACUGGAAGUUAGCAGAGAAAUAAAGUGUAAUGAUUUUGUAAGUUCUGAUGCUCGGUGUGUCAUAGCCGAGUGGAACUAGGAAGUGAGCUUUGUAGGGCAUAAAGUUGUAAGUGCUGAAGCAUCUACCAAUCGAUCGAUGAUCCUGUUGGGUGAAUAUUGGUACGACGCCAAAGUGGCUUUACUGCCUGCUCUUUGAGUGUGUUUUUGUGCAUCAUAUAACUUGCAUUAUGAUGGAAUUGUCCACCCCUGUCAUGGUUUGGCUCUGUUGAUGUUCCCAGCUUUAGUGUUGUGCUUAUGUGAGAAAUAAAAUAGAUUUAAAAAAGAAAUAAAA
This is a messenger RNA of Pangasianodon hypophthalmus (striped catfish), 1434 nucleotides long. RefSeq names its product ornithine decarboxylase antizyme 1b (gene oaz1b). Gene Ontology annotation, biological process: positive regulation of protein catabolic process. Lineage: Eukaryota; Metazoa; Chordata; Actinopteri; Siluriformes; Pangasiidae. Gene Ontology annotation, molecular function: ornithine decarboxylase inhibitor activity. Gene Ontology annotation, cellular component: nucleus; cytoplasm. The record is from RefSeq and is a predicted model, not a curated record.